GAAAAAGAACAAAAAGAAAUUUCAUCAAUUUUAAAGCUGAGAAUAUUUGAUUUUAGAGUGGAGAAAUUAAAUCAUAGAAACAAGAGAUGGCGCAGCCAAGCAAAGAGCCUUGCAAGAAAGAAGCUUGCGAUAUCCAAGCUUGUCUCUCCAAGAGCAACUUCCUUCCUCAAAGGUGCCAGAAAGUAAUCCAACUGCUGCAAUCUUGCUGCGAGAAAUGCAACUAUGAGUCCACCCAUUGUGCAUCUGUGUCUGCUCUCCUAAAGCAAAUAGCCAAGUGAAUGCAAAGACUGGACAUCAUGGUUUGAUUUCGUUUGUAUUUUGCUUCGACGUUGUCGGUACACUACAUAAUACAUAUAACUCAACUGACGCAUUGUAUUUUGAAAAUCAGGCACAUAUGUAUAUUUGAGAUGCCAUUUUAAAUAAAUGAGAAGGGAACAACAGUUGAUCUACCAAAUCAAAAUUGCAAAA
Hibiscus syriacus is the source of this 468-nucleotide messenger RNA. Its product is annotated as cx9C motif-containing protein 4. The record is from RefSeq and is a predicted model, not a curated record. NCBI's taxonomy places the organism in Eukaryota, Viridiplantae, Streptophyta, Magnoliopsida, Malvales, Malvaceae. The coding region runs from base 87 to 278 and encodes 63 amino acids. The transcript has 2 exons.